AUGAACUCAGCGUGGACAAAGAGCGUCCACGAGGCGCUCACCUUACUCCAAGUAGACCCCUCCAAGGGUCUCUCGGAAUCCGAGGUAGAACAGCGUCGUGCAAAGUACGGUUCCAACACCUUGCCCGAACAGCCACCGACCCCGCUAUGGCAGCUCAUCCUAGACCAGUUCAAAGAUCAGCUGGUACUCAUCCUCCUCGCAUCCGCUGUCAUCUCGUUCGUCCUCGCCUUGCUCGAGGAAGACACCACGCUCGGCGCCGCUCUCAUCGAACCUGGUGUCAUCUUCCUCAUCCUCAUCGCCAAUGCCACCGUCGGUGUGGUGCAGGAGCGUAACGCCGACAAGGCCAUCGACGCGCUCAAGGAGUACAGUCCCGACACUGCCAACGUCAUCCGCGAAGGCACCACCGAAAAGGUCCGCUCUGAAGAUCUGGUCCCCGGUGACAUCCUCAUUCUGACCGUCGGUGACAAGAUCCCCGCCGACUGCCGUCUCAUCGCCAUCAACUCCUCCUCUUUCCGUGUAGAUCAGGCUAUCCUCACCGGCGAAUCCAUCUCCGUCAACAAGUCGCUCGAUCCCGUGUCGGAUAUCAACGCAGUCAAGCAGGAUCAGAUCAACAUUCUCUUUUCCGGAACCACCGUCGCCAACGGCACCGCGCUCGCUGUCGUCGCUCAGAUCGGCACUCGCACCGCCAUCGGCGACAUCCACGCCGAGAUCUCCAAGGAUGAUGACGACAAGACUCCGCUCAAACAGAAGCUCGACGACUUUGGCGAGCUCCUCGCAAAGGUCAUCACCGUCAUCUGUAUCUUGGUUUGGAUCGUCAACUUCCGUCACUUCAACGAUCCUUCCCACCACGGUUGGGUUCGAGGUGCGAUGUACUAUUUCAAGAUCGCCGUCGCCCUUGCCGUAGCUGCUAUCCCGGAAGGUCUGGCUGCUGUCAUCACCGCCUGCCUGGCGCUGGGAACGAAAAAGAUGGCAAAGAAAAACGCCAUCGUCCGUCACCUGCCUUCCGUCGAAACGCUCGGCUCGACCAACGUCAUUUGCUCCGACAAGACCGGUACGCUCACCACCAAUCAGAUGAGCGUCACACACUUCUCCGUCCUGGACAAUGCUGGUGCCAUCGCCGACUACUCGGUCUCGGGAAGCACGUUUGCCCCAAUUGGCCAGAUUACUGAUCCCCUUGGCAAAAAAGUGACAAAGCUCAACGAGCCACGCACCGCUUUCCACGCACUUGCCGAGGCUUGUUCCGUCUGCAACGACUCGCACGUUCAUCUGGAUGACCACAACAACUACACCAUCGUCGGCCAACCCACGGAAGCUGCGCUCAAGGUGCUUGUCGAGAAACUUGGUCACCACGAUCCCGCCGUCAAUGCCACGCUCGCCAAGCUGGAUGCUGCUGAACGAGCCAGCGCCGUCAGCAACGAGUACGGCAAAGCAAACCCGAGGCUUUUGACCUUCGAGUUCAGCCGCGAUCGGAAAAGCAUGUCUACCUUGAUCAAGCGCUCCUCUGCCACCGGAUGUCUGCUCGUCAAGGGAGCACCUGAAACUGUCGUCGAGCGAUGCGACACCGUCAUGAUGGGCAAAAAGUCUGCCCCUCUGGACUCGGCUUUGCGCGCACAGAUCGGAGAAAAGGUGCUCGAAUACGGUCGACUGGGCCUUCGCACGCUCGCCAUUGCUGUCAAGGAGGAUGUGCCUCUCGACGUCGAGUCGUACCGCAGCAGCAGUCCGGCCGAGUAUGUGCAGUUCGAACAGCGCAUGACGCUGGUCGGAUUGGUAGGCAUGCUGGAUCCACCUCGACCCGAAGUUCGUCACGCCAUCGAACGAUGUAGACAAGCUGGCAUCCGAGUUAUUGUCAUCACAGGUGAUAACAAGAACACCGCCGAAACCAUCUGUCGUCAGAUCGGCGUCUUCGGGGACGCGGAGGACCUUGAAGGCAAGUCGUUCACCGGUCGCGAGUUUGAUGCGCUGACAACUCGACAACAGAAGCUCGAUGCGGUUUCCGCUGCGUCGCUGUUCUCGCGUGUGGAACCCUCGCACAAGUCUCAGCUGGUGGAUCUGUUGCAGUCGCAGGGAUUGGUGGUGGCCAUGACAGGCGAUGGUGUCAACGACGCACCUGCGCUCAAGAAGGCCGACAUCGGAAUCGCUAUGGGAUCCGGAACCGACGUUGCCAAGUUGGCAGCCGACAUGGUCCUUGCCGACGACAACUUUGCCACCAUCGAAGCAGCGGUGCAGGAAGGAAGGUCGAUCUUCAACAACAUGCAGUCGUUCAUCCGAUACCUGAUCUCGAGCAACAUCGGUGAGGUGGUUUCGAUCUUCCUGACGGUGCUGUUGGGAUUGCCGGAGGCGUUGAUCCCGGUGCAGCUGUUGUGGGUGAACCUUGUGACGGAUGGAUUGCCUGCUACGGCGCUCGGGUUCAACCCGCCGAGCACGACGAUUAUGCGCGAGAAGCCGCGUUCGAGGAACGAUCCGCUGAUCUCGGGCUGGAUCUUUACAAGGUACCUGUUGGUGGGUGCGUUUGUCGGUGCAGCCACGAUCUUCGGUUAUGCAUGGUGGUUCCUGUUCGCAUCGACUGGACCGCAGAUCAGCUACUCGCAACUCUCGCACUUCCACCAAUGCUCGCUCCCCGCAUCCCAAGCCGUCGGUGGUCUCUUCCACGGCGUCGACUGUUCGAUCUUCAGCACGUACCGACAGCCCUCGACCAUCGCGCUCUCCGUCCUGGUGGUGGUGGAGAUGUUCAACGCCCUCAACGCCAUCUCGGAGACCGACUCGUUGUUGACGUUCGGACCUUGGAAGAACCCGCUGCUGAUCGGCGCGAUCGCGUUGUCGUUGGCGCUGCACUAUGCGAUCUGCACCAUUCCGUUCCUGCAGGACUGGUUCCAGGUCACGCGGUUGACCGCGGAGGAGGUCAAGGCGGUGGUGUGGAUCAGUGCGCCCGUGGUGCUGAUCGAGGAGGUGUGCAAGUUGGUCACCAGGACCAUGUUCUUGAACAAGGCGAGGGUUGAGGUUGGUGCUGAGAAGAAGGAUCUUUGA
Molecule: messenger RNA, 3024 nt
Organism: Pseudozyma hubeiensis SY62
Lineage: Eukaryota; Fungi; Basidiomycota; Ustilaginomycetes; Ustilaginales; Ustilaginaceae
Exons: 1
Coding region: 1-3024 (1007 amino acids)
Biological process (GO): intracellular calcium ion homeostasis; calcium ion transmembrane transport
Cellular component (GO): membrane
Molecular function (GO): P-type calcium transporter activity; ATP binding; ATP hydrolysis activity
Source: RefSeq, a predicted model, not a curated record